AUGUUACCCUUGCCCAGUCUGCUGCAGCUCAUUCUGUUGCUGGAACUAGAGUUUUGGCGAGGAACCGAAGCCAGUCCGACUGAUGAUAAUGCACUCCGGACCGGCCAUGGAGACCACGGCGAACCGGGGCAUGCGGAACCGCAUAAGGAUUCAUACAGCACCUUUGCCUCGGAGUUCCUAGAGUCCAGAUACCUUUCCGACGAGGGGUACCCUUUCCCCACCGCGCCUCCCGUCGACCCGUUCGCCCGCAUUAAAGUCAGCGACUGUGGAGUCACUAAAGGGUGCAUCAGGUAUGGGAAACCAGGCUGCGAUGCUGAGACCUGUGACUAUUUCCUGAGUUAUAGACGUAUUGGGACGGAUGUGGAGUUUGAACUCAGCGCAGACACAGACGGCUGGGUGGCCGUCGGCUUCUCCUCCGACAAGAAAAUGGGAGGCGACGAUGUCAUGGGCUGCGUCCACGACGACAACGGGCGCGUGAGGAUCCAUCACUUCUAUAACGUGGGCCAGUGGGCAAAGGAGAUCAAACGCAACCCCGCCCGGGACGAGGAGGGCAUCUUCGAGAGCAACCGCGUCACUUGCCGCUUCAAACGCCCGCUCUACGUGCCGCGGGAGGAGACGCUGGUCGACCUGCACCUGAGCUGGUAUUACCUGUUCGCCUGGGGCCCUGCUAUACAGGGUUCCAUAACACGGCAUGACAUCGACAGCCCUCCCGUGUCUGAUCACAUGAUCAGCAUUUACAAAUAUGAGGACAUCUUCAUGCCCUCGUCGACCUAUCAGACCUUCUCUUCCCCUUUCUGUCUCCUCCUCAUCGUCGCCCUCACCUUCUACCUGCUCAUGGGCACCCCGUAA
Messenger RNA from Chanos chanos (milkfish), 849 nucleotides. RefSeq names its product ferric-chelate reductase 1-like (gene frrs1l). The coding region runs from base 1 to 849 and encodes 282 amino acids. The transcript is spliced from 5 exons. The record is from RefSeq and is a predicted model, not a curated record. Gene Ontology annotation, biological process: regulation of glutamate receptor signaling pathway; regulation of postsynaptic membrane neurotransmitter receptor levels. NCBI's taxonomy places the organism in Eukaryota, Metazoa, Chordata, Actinopteri, Gonorynchiformes, Chanidae.